AUGUUCAAUCACAGCCCUUUAAGUCAGGGAGCUCGCGAGAUCAGGGUCCUCCGAUUCGCUUGUGCUGCGGCCGGGCCGGUUGACGAUGGCGAAACGAUCUCACUGGAACUGCAACAUGUAUCGCUGAAUGACAACAUCUCAUACGCAGCAGUCUCCUAUACCUGGGGAACCACUACAGGUCCUGUGGAGAUCAAGGUCAACGGGUGUCAAUUCAAAAUUACUCAAAACUUACAUGAGGCUUUGUGGCAAUUCCGACGAGAUGGGAUUGAGUCCUGGCUCUGGAUUGAUGCGAUCUGUAUUGAACAGUCGAAUGACCUCGAAAAAUCUUGGCAAAUUAUGGAAAUGCGAGAAAUUUUUAGUCACGCCAAGAUUGUUUAUCUGUGGCUGGGAACGGGAACCAUUGAGAGCGAUUUAACGAUGGACUUUAUCUCCCGAGUGGGACCCAGGGCACAGUCUUGCGAUAUCGCGAACUUAUGGAAUAAGAUGGCGAUGAGACGGGAGAUAGACUCCUAUAUCAAGAAGCAGUCCCGCCACGAAGAGACCGAUGGAGAUACGGUUUCGGAGUCGAAACUAGGGCCCUUUUUCUGGGACCUUUUGAAUGAGGAUGCUCUACUGGUGCCAUCCCCUUUAAUAACUGGUAUAAGCGACAUUUUGCAGAGGGACUACUGGCACCGAAUAUGGAUUAUUCAAGAAGUGGCUGUAGCGAAAGAAGCACUUGUUGUUGUGGGCACAAAGAGCGUGUCGCUUGAACUCUUUGAUGCAACCUUUACAGCCAUAUGGUAUUGCAUGCGCUCAGGUUUGCGCCGCAUGCACCCAGAAUGGUAUGGUUUUUGCAAGGGUUUGUCGGUCACUCUUUACGACAUAAAGUCCUUGUAUAUCCGGCAUCAUCUGCGACAAAUCCCUGCUGCGCAACCCGUACGUUUGGUAGACGUUCUCUGGGAAACUGGAGGUGCACCAGGACGCCCGCACUAUAGUGCAACUGAUCCCAGAGACAUCCUCUUUGGGCUGCUCGGCAUAUUAACGGAAGGACAAGCUCGAGGCAUACGCGUGGACUAUACCAAGUCAGUUGCCGAGGUCUUCACGAUUUUAACCAGAGCUAUGAUUUCCUCUGAAGAUGAGGACCAGGCCUCCUUUGACUUAGAUUUCUGCAAUCCUGGGUUGUCAACCGGGUAUCUACCUACAUGGGUUCCUGACUGGCGCGAGAUUGGAAAUUGGGGUGUUCGAACUUACCGUAUCAAUCAUUACGGAAUUUACAAGGCUACCGGCAGGUUGUCGGGGCCAGGACGGGCGUUGAGUGUUGAAGGAGAUGCCAACGUCCUUCACCGCUUCGGUUGCCGAGUGGAUGAGAUAACACACGUCAUGCACCCGCCAGAGUGGGUUCAAACAACUCCUUAUGAACCAUCCGAGCUUAAAGAUCCAGACAACUGGUUUCGAUCCAUUGCUACCUUCGCCGGGUUAGGUUCAGAAUGUGGUCCUGGGGAGGACUAUAUCUGGCGGACCAUCACGCACAACACGCUACCCAAACUAACACGUAUUCCUCCACAGGAGCGUACUUCCAUUAUGGAAGGGACGUGUACGCUUCGCCGCAAAAUAAUGCGGUUGCAAGAUGUGGAUGCCACGAGUUUAACAGACCAGGAAAUCGAAUUUAUCCACCACGGUCCUCUCUACAACAACUUCGGCUCCAACUCUGGGGUUCUCAAUGACCAGCAGGUUACAUGGUUUGCAACUCAUUGGAGAGAGAGCUUGGGUCGUGGAAACAGGGAUCGGACACUGUUCAAGACAAGUAAAGGAAUGCUGGGGCUUGGCCAUGUGGGUAUUGAGGUUGGAGAUAUCGUCUCUCUAAUCUGGGGCGUGAGUUCGCCCAUCGUCUUGCGACUGCGGCGCGAUGGAGGAUUCUACUUUUGUGGGGAUGCCUAUGUCGAUGGGAUCAUGCAAGGCGAGUACCUUGAAAAUGGCCCUGUAGAAGAGGAGUUCUGUAUCUACUAG
This is a messenger RNA of Fusarium mangiferae, 1986 nucleotides long. RefSeq lists its product as uncharacterized. The transcript has a single exon. NCBI's taxonomy places the organism in Eukaryota, Fungi, Ascomycota, Sordariomycetes, Hypocreales, Nectriaceae. The coding region runs from base 1 to 1986 and encodes 661 amino acids. The record is from RefSeq and is a predicted model, not a curated record.